This is a messenger RNA of Arachis duranensis, 2353 nucleotides long. RefSeq lists its product as uncharacterized. Bases 70 to 2259 code for a protein of 729 amino acids. The record is from RefSeq and is a predicted model, not a curated record. The transcript has 4 exons. NCBI's taxonomy places the organism in Eukaryota, Viridiplantae, Streptophyta, Magnoliopsida, Fabales, Fabaceae.
UCUGGCUGUCCACAACUUCAACUAUUUACAAAGAAGCUUAGGAGUUUCAGCACACAGAAUUGCUCAACUAUGCCGGCAGAAUCCGACAAGGGUUCGCCAAAUCUAGAGCUACUACCAUCACCACCAUGUCUAGAUCCGAUCUCUCCUAGCAUCCAUUCGCCGUAUGGCUUCCCUUUGUUGGAAAACCUUGAACUAAGUGACUGCAAUCUAUCAGAUGAAGAUCUACAUAUCCUUAGUUGCUUUUCCAACCUCGCAUCCUUAGACAUUUCUAGAAACCAUUUUCUAACCCUUCCCAAAUGCUUCAAUAGACUUUGUAGCUUGCAGGAGCUUUACAUGGCUAACUGCAUGAAACUUCAACAUAUUUCUGGGAUUCCUCCCAAUUUAGAACACAUAGAUGCUACUAGUUGCACCCGUUUGGAAUCACAAUCAUUGGACUUCUUAUUAAGCCAGGGUUUCUCUAAGGCAUUCAAAUUUGAGGUUAUAGCACCAAGGCCAAAGAUGAAAAUGCCAUUCAACUACCAGAGUGAAGGAGGAUCUAUCUCAUUUUGGAUUGGCCAGAAAGUCCCAAGAAUUGCUCUGUGUUUUAUUUUUGGACUAGGAAAUAAAAUUACUGGCUUUUUCUCCUGUGAAGUCCAGCUAUCUAUUAAUGGACAGAAAGCAUCCAAUAGAGUAGAGAGGUUCCUUUCGGUGAUUGGUGAUCUCACAUGGCUAUAUCAUCAAGAUGUAAUGGAUUUCAAUACUUAUUUACUGCAUGAACAAAAUUAUGUUGAAGUUACUUGUGAAAUCAUAGAUGCAAGCAAAGAUGCAGAAGUGACUGUGUACUAUUGUGGAGUUCAUGAGUAUAAGGAUGAUGAGGAUGUCAAGACACAAAAUUUGAUGUUGCACUCAAGUUCAAAUUCUAGUGAUAUCAGGGAAGGUAAUGUUAAUGAUCCCUUGGAUAACACAGGAAGUGAUUGCUGUUCAUUGGCUAGAAAUUUGAGGCUUUAUGAAAUACCAGAUAAACAGUGGAAACGACAUCCAGCUUCAAUAAAUGCUGAAGCGCUUGAAGGUGAUGGAUGCAUGGCAAAGGAAAAUGGAAAAGCUACUGGUAUAAUGUCAGCUGAUGUAGUGCAUCAAAGCAAGGAGUUGCCAUUGUUGCAACUGAAGCAAUAUGAUGAUGUGGUUUGGGAUCCAAUGCUAUUAGAAUGUCAGUUGAAUAGUAUGAAUGAGAAUCCACUCCUCUCUCAUCAUGAUUACCACACAUCAAAAAGCAAAGAAGUUGGACCUAUGAUGGUUAGGGCUCUAGAUUCUCCCAAAGAAAUGAAAGAAAAUGCCUUUGACAAUGUCAAUAAGGAGGGUUUGGUAUCUCAAAAGAAGGUAGGAUUGAAAAUGGAUAAUGUCCUGAAGGAGCCAAAGGAAGAACCUGAGGUUCCCAUUGUUACCAGAAAAAUGGAACAAGAGCUGCAAUAUGAAACCAAGAGCAAUAAGCUUGAUGUGUUUCCAAUGGCACACAAUACAAGUCAAUUUGACUUCAAUGACAAUAUGGAAGAAUUUUAUGCUACCCUCCGUGCUGAGACCUUUGCUCUAUCAUCUUUAACUUCAAGAAAUGGCAGAGAUGAUUUCAAAUUAGCUUAUCCUGAAAUUAGUGAAGAAACUGAGAAAGCUUUGGAAACACUCAAGGAAUUCCUCUCCAAACAAUUUCAUCAACUUUUGUCUUUGGGGUCAUUUUCCUCCAUGAAAGCUGCCUUAGAAAGUCUCUCCACUUUGUCUACAGAUGCUGAUGUCUCUUUGUGUUUAAAAUCUCUUUUACUACAACUUUCAACAGAUUUUGAUCAGUGGAGUUGUGAUUACAUUGAUGCAAGUAUGAAACUUGAGUCAUCAACUGCAGGUCUUUCAAACUUAGAUACAUUGGAAGAUAGUUUGAUAGCUAACAGGAACCAGUUCAGUGAAUUUUCAUCCAUAGAAAUUGAUCUUUGCAGCCAGUUGGUUUAUUUAGAACAAAGAAACAAAGAGCUUGAACAGCAAUUGGAAGCCAUUAAAUACAGUAUCUCCAUCUCUGAAGUGACUAGGGACACUGCCCUUAGUAAGAAAAGAGAAACUUUUGAGGAAGGAAAAAUGUUGAAAGCUCAAAGAGAUCAAUUGAGGAAGCAAAGGCCACGUUUGAGAUCAGAGCAAGAAUCAGCAAAAGCUACCAAAGCAAACAUUGAGGAUGAGUGGUCCAAGAUUAGAGAGAAAUUUGAUGGAAUCUUGAACAUUUUUGGGUCAAAAUAUUGUAACUAGAUACUAAAAUAUACAUACAGUUAAGUUUGCAUUAAAGUUACUUGCUAGACCAGUUUAUGUUCAACAUUCUGAAACAGGUGUAAUUUUAAUUAGU